AUGCCUUCGCAUGUUACCUCUUCUUAAGCUACAUCUAAUACAGCUAAAAAGAAUUUCGUUCUUAAAUAUGAUCCUGAAAACAAUAAAAACAAUAUUUUUGCAAGAAAGCUUAACAAAGAAAUGCCCAAGCAAAACGAGUUCUUUUCUGAGAAUCCGCUGACUAAAAUAAUGUAACCAACAGAUGUCACAAAGUCUAAAAGAUUUGUGAGGGAUAAACUUAAUAUCAGCGAUAUUCCGGGAGCUUAAUCAGAUGUUUAUAGAAAAUAUAGGAAUAUUGAGGGUAGAGAAUAUAUAAACUCAAAUGACAUAGCUGGGGCUCAACCUGCAUAGCUAAAGUAGAAUAAACCUAUGACUGGGCCAGAUUAUAAACUUUAUACAAAGGACAUCAAUCCAGAUAAGUGGCAAACUAAAAGAAUGGUUGAUCCACUUAAGCCUGAGUAUGAUGUUCCUACAAAGUCUGGUAGAUUAAUGAGAAUUGGCUAGAUUGAAAAGAGUGCACCUAAAGUCACAAUAUCUCCUCAAACUAAGAGACUAGCUAAUUAUGUUGGGGACAUUGAAGGCUCCCGUCCAAAAUAGUUUCAUUCUAUUAAUGAUGAGUAGAGAGCUAACUAAGGUUAAAGUUCAAAAUCUUCAGACUUCUAAAUUAAGCCUUAUUAGUUGACAAGAAAUAAAGAUGAAAUUCAUAACAAAGACUUAAAAAUUCAUGUUUAAGAUUAAUACAGCUAUCUACCCUAACAAAAUGAAAAAGUAGGUCCCCCUCCUAAUAGUCAUUAUGCAAGAUUUCAAACUUAUUAAACAGGCUAAAAUCCUAAUUAAAGCAAUCCAAUUUUCGAAAAUAACUAAAAGCACUCUACCAUUUUAAACGAGCAAUCUCCUAUAAUCACUAAAUCAGCUUACAGAUAGAAGUAUAAUAGUCAAGUUGAGCCAGGAGAGAACGUAUAUACUCUCAACAAGACCUAUGAACCUCCAAGCUCUCUACAGCAAAUAAGUCUUAAUUAAAGAUUAUAGGAUAGAGUCUUUUCAAAAAGAUAAUCAGUGAAUACCUAUGAUCUACUUUAACCUCAGGGUAUUUAGCCAAAUGUAAAUAGUAGUUCUACUUAAGAAAUAAAUAAAAUUUACUUUAAUAGCAUGUAGGGAUCUUCAACACCUAAGUUCCAUCAAUCCUCAGACAACCUUCAUCAGCCUAUGAUUUCAGAGUCUCCAUAAAUUUAAGAAAGAUUAUGGAGUAAAGGCAAAUACAUAGGUCAAGAAGUAGAUAAUCAAAAUAGUAGAAUAAAUUCCUAAAAUGGAAGAAUAUCUAGCAUUGAGAGAAGUAUCAAUAUGAAAAAAAAUUUCAAUGAAAACCUUUUUCAAAAAGGAAUUCUUAUAAAUAGUGCUCAAAGAUCUUUCAUAAAUAAUGGGCAAAAUCCAUAGAUUAAUCCUUUAAAUAAUGAAGUCACAAAUGUCUCAGCUGAUCAUAGUCUUAUGAAAAGACCUAUACCUAUGAGUAGAGAUCAAAGAUUAGCGCUUAAGAAUCCUAAUAAUAGCUUUAAUCCAGUAACUUCUCAGACUAAUAACUAUGGGUAGUUAAGUCCUUAUCAAAAUAGUGGUUUGUAGGCUUCGAAUAGAAGUGGAAUGGUCAGCAAAAAUCUGCUCCCUCCAACUACCUCUAAAACUUAUGGGAACUUCUUAGAUAAUAAGUAGAUAGAUUAGAUGAUUACUUAGCUUAAGCAGCAAAACAUGAAUCCCAUAAUAUGA
Molecule: messenger RNA, 1737 nt
Organism: Stylonychia lemnae
Lineage: Eukaryota; Ciliophora; Spirotrichea; Sporadotrichida; Oxytrichidae
Source: the annotation of a GenBank genome assembly